Molecule: messenger RNA, 1888 nt
Organism: Nicotiana attenuata
Lineage: Eukaryota; Viridiplantae; Streptophyta; Magnoliopsida; Solanales; Solanaceae
Product: putative amidase C869.01
Exons: 5
Coding region: 76-1653 (525 amino acids)
Source: RefSeq, a predicted model, not a curated record
GUAAAUUGAAACAUGAGCAAUAAAAUUGAAAAGUAGGAGCUUACUUUUUCUCAUGUAAAAUUUUCUCUAAUAUUAAUGGCGAUUCAUUCUACUCUUCUCUUUUCCUCAAUAUUGCUGCUGCUUUUCUUAAUAAGUUUCAAUAACACAAAUGGAAAUUGCGAGCAGGAGUACCAUUUCAAUUUCAAUAUUGAAGAAGCUACAAUCAAAGACAUACAAUUGGCCUUUGCCCAAAACAAGCUUACAUCAAGACAACUCGUUGACUUCUACUUGCAUAAAAUUGAAACCCUUAAUCCUGUUCUUCGUGGAGUUAUCGAAGUGAAUCCGGACGUGCGAAAACAAGCCGAUGAAGCUGAUAAACAAAGGCAGAUAAUUAAGAAGAAACUGGGCAGUUUACACGGUAUUCCUGUUCUGGUCAAAGAUAGCAUAGCAACAAAGGAUAAGCUUAAUACUACUGCGGGGUCUUACGCGUUGCUUGGUUCAGAGGUGCGUAGAGAUGCUACUGUUGUGGAGAGGCUGAAGAAUGAUGGUGCUUUGAUUUUGGGAAAGGCUAGUAUGAGUGAAUGGUACCAUUUUCGAUCUUUCAGUAUUCCUGAUGGAUGGUCUGCUAGAAGUGGCCAAGGUGUGAACCCGUAUGUGGAAGGAGGAAGUCCAUGUGGUUCAAGCAGUGGAUCUGCAAUAUCCGUAGCUGCUAACAUGGUGGCUGUGUCACUAGGAACUGAGACUGACGGCUCAAUUAUCUGUCCUGCUGAAUACAAUGCUGUUGUAGGCCUCAAACCCACUGUUGGACUCACUAGCCGUGCUGGUGUCAUUCCCCUCUCUCCUCGACAGGACUCAGUUGGGCCCAUAUGCAGAACGGUUUCAGAUGCUGUAUAUGUUCUUGAUUCUAUUGUUGGCUUCGAUAUAAGAGACCUUGAAGCAACAAGAGCAGCAGUUAAGUUCAUUCCAGCCGGUGGUUAUAAACAAUUUCUCAAUGAAGAUGGUCUUAAGGGAAAGAGAUUGGGUGUGGUAAGACAUCCUUUUCUGGCCCUUUCCGAUGUGUAUCAAGCUGAUGCAGUAUUGACUGGUCAUUUGCAGACACUAAGGCAAAGAGGUGCAGUUGUAUUAGAUAAUCUUGAAAUACCAAAUAUUGAUGUGGUUUUAGACCCCAAUCAAAGUGGUGCGGAGGUGGCAUUACUAGCAGAGUUCAAGCUCUCACUCAACAAUUAUCUAGCAGAGCUCGUCACAUCCCCAGUUAGAUCACUCGCUGAGAUAAUAGCCUUCAACCAGAAUAACCCAGAAUUGGAAAGAAGUAAAAACUUUGGUCAAGAAAUUUUCAUAGCAGCAGAAGCAACAAAAGGGAUCGGAGAGAAGGAGAGGAAGGCAAUGGCGAUGAUGGAGAAACUUUCAGAAGAUGGAUUUGAGAAACUGAUAAUAGAGAAUGAACUGGAUGCGUUAGUGACAUUAGGUUCAGGUGUUUCCACAGUGUUGGCUAUUGGAGGAUAUCCAGCAAUAAUAGUUCCUGCUGGUUAUAAUAGUACUAAUGGUAUGCCUUUUGGUCUAUGUUUUGGAGGGGUGAAAGGAAGUGAACCAAAGCUGAUUGAGAUUGCUUAUUCCUUUGAACAAGCCACCAUGAUCCGCAGACGUCCUUUUCCCAACUCAAUUCCUUCAUUUUAAAGUAGAUAAUUUGUUUUCCUUUUUCCCAGCAUAGUCACUGAAGUUUGUUUUUUUUCCAACCAGUUGUUCGAAGAUCAUUUUCCUGUUUGGGAACUUUCAGAAGUGUAGGGAGUUGGAAACUUUUAGCACAUUGGCUGUAUGAUGGUCAAUUGUAACGAUACAGCAUUUGACGCAAAUAUCUUCGAGUUACAUUGCCCAAACAUUAACUGGAAAUGCAGAAUAUUGUUUCCUGAUA